AAUCCACUCAUGUUUGCCAAUGCAGCUAGGGUACCAUUCUUCCUCAAAAAGCUUUCACAGCAUUUCAGCAAAGGGAAGGGCAAGGAUAGCGAGUCGCUUGACGAUGUGAAGAUCUUGGAUAUCGGCUGUGGUGGAGGAUUAGUGACUGAAGAGAUUGCAAAACACACAAAAGCAAAAGUGAUUGGCAUAGACUUGUCAAAACAGUCCAUAGCGAAAGCAAGGCAACAUUCACCAUUCCCCCUCAACCGUCUUGCCUACGUUAUUGGUUCUGCGUAUGAGCUACCGUUUGCCGAUGGUUCGAUCGACGCAAUCGUGUGUAGUGAUGUCUUUGAGCAUCUACAUGACGUUCCAUUGGCAAUGCGAGAAAUACACAGAGUAUUACACAAAGGCGGCAUGUUGGUAUACGAUACAGUGAAUCGGACCAUGUUCUCUUGGUAUGGUACGAUCGUCAUUGCGCAAAACAUAUUGCAUUAUGUACCCGAUCAUUCUCAUGAUUGGAGGAUGUACAUUCGCCCGGAAGAGAUGCAACGUGCUGCUCAACAAGCAGGCUUGCAACAUGCUCCUCUAUCUUCAAUUUGCGGCAUGCGACCAACAUUG
Molecule: messenger RNA, 597 nt
Organism: Meira miltonrushii
Lineage: Eukaryota; Fungi; Basidiomycota; Exobasidiomycetes; Exobasidiales; Brachybasidiaceae
Product: S-adenosyl-L-methionine-dependent methyltransferase
Exons: 2
Biological process (GO): ubiquinone biosynthetic process
Molecular function (GO): 2-methoxy-6-polyprenyl-1,4-benzoquinol methyltransferase activity
Source: RefSeq, a predicted model, not a curated record